AUGGAUCCUUUUGAUUUAAUUGGGGACGAGGGAAGAGGAAGCGAGGAUAUUAUUAUGCUUUCAAUUCACCCCCAUAAGUUGAUAUUCAGUAAAGAGAUGAAGAAUGAUGGAGAAAUUCUUUGUCGUUGGUGUUUGUAUCCAGUGAAGGAUGCUCACUUCAAUUGCAAAGACUGCUCUUUCUCUCUUCACAAGUCUUGUGCAGACGACGUUGUUCGAAAAUGGAGUUACCAUAGGUGGACUUCCAUUAACGAAGACGAGGAUGGAUGCAAUAAAUAUUUCAUGAAGAACAUGAGGAUGGAUGCUAUAAUAGAAGUCUAUUAUUGUUGCAUCUGUGGGGAAAUAGUCUCAGAAAGUCAUCCAAGCUAUGUAUGUCGCGACUGCGACAUGUUUCUUCACAAGAGCUGCGUCAGCGAUUUGCCAAGAGAGGUUAAGCAUGUUUUCCACCGCAAACACCUUCUUUUUCUUCUCUCCAAUUGCAAACGGUACGACACAUGUGAUCUCAAUGGUGCCUUUGUUUACUACUGCAAAUGUUGCACACUCACCCUCGACAUCAAGAGAGCUCUCCAACGACUACCAUUGUGUUUACAGGAACCGGAAAAUCACAAACAUCAAUUUAUUCCCUUUAUGAGGUCAGAAUAUUCUUUUCCCUGUGAUGCUUGUGGCCCCAGAAUUGAAAAUUUUGGGUCGUCAGGCGAAUCUUUCCUAUGCACCAUUUGUCAUAUCAUUGUUCAUGACGACUGCAUCUCACGCCCACACACAAUCAAUAUAUUGCAUCAUGAUCACCCCCUCACCCAUACUUUCUUCUUUCUACUUAAAGAUGAAGACAUUCCUCCUGUUGACCAACUAAAUUGUCGAAUUUGCCGUACCAAGUUUGACAAGGAUUUUGGAGGUUACUAUUGUGUGGACUGCCAGUUUGUUACCCAUGUGGGCUGCGCGAUUGAAAAUCAGAUUUCAACAAAUAACUCAAUCGUGAAUGCUAAAGAAGCAAAUGUUGAUUUGGUCAGGGAGAUUGAGUUGACGGAAGAUGAAUUCCCCCGACAGAUUAAGCACUUCAGUCACGAGCACAAAUUAAGUCGUAGUGAUGAGAUGGAGUAUAAAUGUUGUGAUGGCUGCAUCCGACCUAUCUCACAUCCAUUUUACAGGUGCGUGGAGUGUGGCUUUUUUCUCCACAAGACCUGUAUUGACUUGCCAAAUCAAAUAAGACCUGUUUUUCAUGACCACCCCCUAACCCUUCUUCCGAGAGGGCCUGAUGACAAUGGUACUUUCCGAUGUUCUUGCUGUUAUUCGGAUUGCCAUGGAUUCGUAUAUGCUAGUGAAGAAUGCAAAAACUUCUAUGUUGAUGUUCGAUGUGCAUCAAUCCCACUAAAUAUUAGACAUCCUGGUCAUGAUCACAGACUCUCUUUCACUCGUAUACCCAGUCAUAAUAGAUAUUGCUACUCUUGCAGUUCCAAAGCUGAAUAUCUAUUUCAAUGCAAUGAGUGUCCAUUUGACAUAGAUUAUAGAUGUGCUACACUAUCGUCUACAGUUAGAUAUUGGGAUCAUGAACAUCCUCUUGCGCUCACCUAUCAUACAAAUGAUGAUGGUUCUGAUGCCUAUUAG
Messenger RNA from Tripterygium wilfordii, 1599 nucleotides. RefSeq lists its product as uncharacterized. The coding region runs from base 1 to 1599 and encodes 532 amino acids. The transcript is spliced from 2 exons. The record is from RefSeq and is a predicted model, not a curated record. NCBI's taxonomy places the organism in Eukaryota, Viridiplantae, Streptophyta, Magnoliopsida, Celastrales, Celastraceae.